AUGCUAAUAAAGUAAUUUGAGAUAGAGACAAAAAAGUUUAUUGAUGAAUUAAAAAAUGGUAAUAGUAAUAUCCUGGUAAAUAAUUUGAAAUAAACUAAAAGGUAGCAAUUAGAGUUAGACCUUUGAGUUAGAAAGAGAGAAGUUUAUCAGAGUUUGAGACAAUUAGAAUUUUGGAUAAUAAGAUGAUAGUUUUAUUGGAUCCUGAAUAAGAGAGAGAUGAUGAUGUAAAGAGAUUGAUAAUAAUAGUUAUUAAGAAAAAAUAGACUAAAAGAAACUAAUUUUGCAUUUGAUUUUGUUUUUGAUCAAUUUGCUUCUUAAUAAAUGAUAUAUGAGAAUACAACAGAAUUUUUAUUAGAAGGAGUAUUAGAGGGUUAUAAUACAACAGUAUUUUGUUAUGGUGCAACAGGUUCAGGAAAAACUUUUACGUAAUUAGGAUAUAUAAUAAUUAGAAUGAUAGGUACUUAAUAGGAAAUAGGAUUGAUGCCAAGAGCAUUAUCAUAGCUUUUUAAUUAUUCAAUUUAAGAUCGAUUUAAAGAUACUUAAUUUAAAGUUUCUUAUGUGGAGAUUUACAAUGAAAACAUAAGAGAUCUACUAACUUCAGAAGAUAAAAAUUUAGAAAUAAGAGAAGAUAAAAAUAAUGGGAUAUAAAUAGCAGGUGUAAUAGAAGUAGAUGUUAAAACAGUUUCAGAAGUCUUGGCUCUUUUAAAAGUAGGUAACAAAAACCGUUCUAAAGAGGCAACGGAUGCAAAUAAAGAAUCCUCAAGAUCUCAUGCAAUUUUAUAACUAUAAGUUGAAAGCAAAGAUAAAGCUGCCGGAAUAUAAGAAUAAAUUAUUUAAAGUAAAUUUAGUUUAGUAGAUUUGGCUGGCAGUGAAAGAGCAGCUAAUACAAAUAAUAAAGGAUAAAGAAUGAUUGAAGGAGCUAAUAUUAAUAAAUCAUUAUUGGUGUUAGGAAAUUGUAUUUAAUCAUUAUCAGAGGCAAAUGAAAAAGGCAUUAAAAAUCCAUUUAUUCCUUUUCGAAAUUCAAAGCUUACUCGUCUUCUUAAAGAUUCUUUAGGAGGAAAUUGUAGAACAGUAAUGAUUUCAAAUGUCACUCCUUCAGUUAGUUGUUUUGAAGAAACUUACAAUACUUUAGUUUAUGCUAAUAGAGCUAAAAAUAUAAAAACAAUUGCUAAUCGAAAUGUUUUAAAGGCAUAAAAUCAUAUAAGCAAUUAUGCAUAAUUGAUUUAAAAUUUAAGAUAGGAAAAUGAAGAAUUAAAAUUGUUAAUUUAAUAACAAUAAUAUAAUUUAAAUGCUCCAUAAUUAAGUAUUAUUUUAAAUAUAAAUCAUAGAACUACCAUAAAUUAAUUAAAAAAAUCAUCCUCUUCCUUAAUUAUCUCUAAAGUAAUAAAUUAGUGAAUUAGAAUCCAUUAUUAAUCAAAAUGUUGAUGAAAUUACAGAUACAAAAAAUAAAAUAUAUCAAAUGGAAGAAUAAUAAAAUCAAUAUUAAUAAAAUAUUGGAUUUCUAUAAUUCUAAAAAGGAAGAACAUCAGAUAAAUUUGAAUAAGUGAGAUUACAAGAAAGAAUUGAUAAUGCUAAAAAUUAAAAAACCAUAAUCAGAAGAAGCUAGGAUGAUUUAGAAUAAUAAUUAUUAGAAUUUGAAGUUUAAAAGGUUGAUAUAUAAAAAUAAAUAUAAUAAAUAUAGGAUUCUAAUUAUAGAAAUUAUUUAUAUGGAAUCAUGAAAUAAGGUGAAUUUAAAAUUGUAUAAUAUCAUUAAUUAAAUUUUUAGGAAACUGUUGAAAUUUAAAUUUAAGAAAAAAAAAGAAGAUAUUAAGAAUAAAUUCAAAAUGAAUAAGUUAAAUAAUUAAGAACAUAGAUUAAUAAAUAAUAAGCUAAAGUUAUUUAGAGUGCUAAAUAAAAAUCAAAUGGUCCUAAAAAAGGUAUUAUAAACCUUUAAUAUUUAAUAAGUGCCAAGUUUACCAGGAGUUGAUUCUCCUUUUUAUUAGUUAUAAGGAGGUUAAAAUUAUGGUGUUUAGAAGUAAAUUAAAUAUUUAAAUUAGAUAUUAAAAAAAUAAAUCUCAUUUAAAAUUACCACCAGUUAUUUAAUUAACAUAAGCACAUAAAUCUCCAAAAACAUAAAAUACAACUAUUAAUAGUAUAAUUAUAUUUUUAAAUAAGAUAAAAUUGAUGAUCCAAUGAAAUAUAGAGUAGUAUAAAAAUAUUCUUCUAGAUUGAAUCGUCCACCUUCUUAUCAUCCUCCCAGUUCAUAAAGAAAAUCUGCUAAAGGAAAAUAUAUAAAUCGUUCAUUAGAUUUAGGUUCAGGUAGGGAAAGUGUUAAUAAGAGUUUAGGAGAUAUAUAAAAUGAAAUUAGUUUGAGAAAACUUCAAAAACUACGUUAAGAAUAUUAAUAAUAAAGAUUUGAAAAAGCAAUGAACCAUAAAAAUAAUUAAAAAUCAUUACCUUAAUUUACCAAUAAAAUUUUACUUCCUGGAAUGGUUCAUAAAUCUCCUUAUGUUAAAAAUUUUUAAAAUAACAAUGAACCUAUUGAAUUAAAAAAAGAGAGACUUAAAAUAUUAAAUAUGAAUUAAAAAGAGUAAGCUGUUGAUAAGUUUUAACUUUAUAAUUGA
Messenger RNA from Paramecium sonneborni, 2603 nucleotides. Lineage: Eukaryota; Ciliophora; Oligohymenophorea; Peniculida; Parameciidae. The record is from the annotation of a GenBank genome assembly.